GGGCGCCGGAGCCGGGCUCCCCAGCUCCCGGGACGCUCGGGAAGAGGCGGGCCCGGCGCCCUGCGCUCUGCGCUCGCCAUGGCCGCCGCGGCGGCGACCUGAGGGCUCGGCGAACCCCAUCAGGGGCCGGGCCGCCGAGGCUAGACCGCUGCUGCGCCCAGCGCCCCGGGCCAUGCGGCCGCCGGCGCCCCCAGGGCUGUGGCUGCUGCUGCCGCUGCUGCCGCCGCUGCUCAGCUGCCUGCGCGCCGCGGCGCCCCCGCCAGACUCCCUUUCCCAGCUGGCUGCUCCUCAGCACCCGAAGAUUCGCCUGUACAAUUUGGAACAGGUUCUGAGUUGGGAGUCACCGUUCCCAGUCAAUGACACCAGACCAGUUGUCUACAGCGUUCAGUAUAAAUACGCCGUUGGUGAAUGGUAUGAUGUCCAUAUGGUGAAUUGUACUCAGAUCACAGCGACAGAGUGUGACUUCACUGCAGCCGGCCUUUCGAAGGGCUUCCCGUUGUAUUUCAACGUCACCUUACGUCUUCGAGCAGAGCUGGGAGAACUCGUUUCUGCCUGGGUAACCAUGCCUUGGUUUCAACACUAUCGGAACGUUACUGUCGGGCCUCCAAAACACAUCAUGGUGACCCCACGAGAAGGGACCCUGGUCAUUGCUGUCUCCCCUCCCUUUGAAGUUGAUACCUCCAUGGUCACUUUUUUGUAUACUGUCUAUUAUGAGGAGAAACCAGGAAUGCAACAGGUUAAAGGCCCUUUACAGAGCAACUUUAUUUUGUUGGAUAAUCUGAAGCCCUUCCGAAUAUACUGUUUACAAGUUGAAGCCCAGCUGUUCUGGAAUACACAAAAUAUCAUCAGACAUGGGCAGUUGAGCAACACAUCUUGCUACGAAACAACAGCAGAUGCCCACGCCAAGCAACAGCAAGUCAUCGGGAUCUCUGUGGGAACCCUUUUGUCGCUGUUGCUCCUGGCAGGGGCCUGUUUCUUCCUGGUCCUGAAAUAUGGAAGCGUGGUUAAAUACUUGUUUCGCACCCCGCCAAGCAUCCCGGCACAGAUAGAGGAGUACUUAAAAGACCCAGUUCAGCCCAUCUUAGAGGCCUUGGACAAGGACAUCUCACAAAAGGAUGACACCUGGAACUCUGUGUCCAUCAUUUCGUUUCCAGAAAAGGAGCGAGAAGAUGUUCUCUAAAUGCUUUGAAUCAAAGCACCAGUCCAGCCCACGGACCUCCGGCACCAGCACAUUGAGCAGGGAAACAGCUCGGACCUCACCGAGAACAGCACUUGGGACUCCCUCCCCAGAGGCCUCCAGCACCCAGCAGGGGAUAAUGGGUCUCCUGGGGAGGCAAGCUUAUGGCUUUUAAGAAUUUUCUGAAUCAUACAAGUUUCUAGAGUGAUUCUACAGGAAUAUCUCAGAAAAAUUAAGCCUUCUCUUAAACACUAAAAAAGCAGGUCAUUAUCCGAAACCUGGCCCUCACACACCCGUCGUGUUCUUUUCACUACUGGUUGGGCCGGCCGCCAGUCUUCUCCUUAACUCUAGUUGGGCAAAUGAGUUGUCCGGACUGUCACAGUGAGAGACCCUUAGCAGGCUUUCAUGUCUUGACUGCUGGCUUAAAAUGUGAUUGAUCCUGUAAAUAUAUUCCUAAUAAUUUAAGUGUUUGGGUUUUUUUUUAAGCUGGAAAUAAAAAGAUU
Messenger RNA from Urocitellus parryii (Arctic ground squirrel), 1680 nucleotides. It is a transcript of the gene Ifngr2, whose product is annotated as interferon gamma receptor 2. The record is from RefSeq and is a predicted model, not a curated record. Gene Ontology annotation, cellular component: plasma membrane. NCBI's taxonomy places the organism in Eukaryota, Metazoa, Chordata, Mammalia, Rodentia, Sciuridae. Gene Ontology annotation, biological process: cytokine-mediated signaling pathway. Gene Ontology annotation, molecular function: cytokine receptor activity; protein binding.